AGUCAUGAAAUGUCAGCGGUUGUGUGUGAAGGGAGCAGCUCGUGGAUCUCCGUCAGUCAGUCAGGCAGUGAAGGGUUAAUGUUACUGUACAGAUACAGGACUGUGAGCUGGUGUCUAUAGGCUGCUCGUGUCCACUCGCUCCAUUACUCGCUGCAUGCUACUCUACUUUCCCCAUUCCCACAGUGAGCACCAAAGAAGAGCCCUGCACCUGCUCUGCAGACACCUUCCAGCAUGGAUGCGUUAAAAUCCGCCGGGAGAGCAAUAAUCAAAAGUCCCGGAGUUCCGCGGCACACAUGGGGAACGUCCAAGCAUGAAAAGCUUCCAGAGAACUGGACGGACACCAAGGAGACACUCUUGGAAGGGAUGGUGUUCAACGUGAAGUAUCUGGGCAUGACUCUGGUUGGCCAGCCUAAAGGAGAAGACAUGGCAGCGGCUGCUAUCAGGAGGAUUGUAGCCACGGCUCGGGCCAGUGCAAAGAAGUUUCGGAAAGUGACCCUCACUGUCUCCCCCAAAGGAAUCAUCAUCUCAGACACAGAGACCAAUGACCUCAUCGAGGAUGUUUCCAUUUACAGAAUAUCUUACUGCACAACAGACAAAACUCAGGAUAAGGUCUUUGCCUACGUCUCCCAAAGCCAAUUCAACGAAACUCUGGAGUGCCAUGCCUUCCUGUGCCAAAAAAAGAAAAUAGCUCAGGCUGUGACUCUGACAGUAGCACAAGCUUUCAAAGUAGCUCUGGAUCUGUGGGAGAUCGCACAGGAAGACAAAAGUAAGAGAACCCGCACAUGCUACACCUGUUCAGACCCUGAAUCUCAACCUGAAUCUGAAGCAAACAGUGUUUCAGAGGAGGAGAAGACUCGAGCUCUGAUGGAGCACAGACUUAGGAAGCCCUUCUUCCCUUCCUUCCUUUCACCAUCUCCACGCAGCAAAGCUAGGAGACGACCAAUCAAACACGACUCCUGGGAUGCGGAAGAUGGCCUCGAUGAGGCAUUUUCAAGCAAUAUGGAGGUGGAGGAGAUGGACGCAGGUAAGUGUGACUGGCAACAUCCCGCAGCAGAACCGUGUCUGAGGAUGCAGCUGUGAGUCCAGUGGAAGAAGAUCUCCUGUCCUUCAACAGCGAGGAUUCAGACUGAACACACACACACACAUCACUCUCACCAGCCUAUCAGAAAGUGUCCUGAACACACAGCACACCCCAGCACUGCACACAACAUGCAACGUAUGCCUCAGUGAUGGACUCAUUCACACAACUGCCACUUAAAACGGCAACAAUACCACAAAACAGCAGCAUAGACGUGCAUGAUUCAACUGUAGAACUCUUGAAUGCCAAUGUACUUGCAUUAUAAUACUGUAAGUUCAGGGUAAGUACUUGACAAUUCAACAUGUGUGAUACUGCAUCUUGCUAUAUUGUAUUCAAGCGUUUGUGUAAGUAGAAUUGCUACAAAUACCAUGUAAAAAGUGUAAAUCUUUUCAAACACAUCGGUGCUAUAUUUAGAUACUUGGGUUAUAUUAUUUAAAUAUACAGUAACUGCAAACAUGUACUUGAAAGGAAGACCAAAUGUACAUUCCACAAAGAAAACAGUUGUCCGUCCUUCAGCCCAGCGUUCUUCAAGUCGAGUGUGAUGAAACAUCAGAGCAGGUACAGUACUGGAGCCGCAUGUGUUAGGGAGUUGUAGUGAACGUUUGCAAAUAUAAGGAUGUAGAAUUGUUCAGGACUCACAUUCUGAAGCACUGUAAUUCAAUUUCAGAUACAUGUUUUGGGUCAGGGUGACAUUUGUUUAAGCAAUCAUUACAGAAACUCUUUUCUGUGACCAUAUUUUACAAAGGCCUCAAAACACUUCUGAAUUUCCUUCUUUAGGGUCUAAAAUAGUCUUGUGUAAAAUGCUUUCACACUGGCUUCCAGCCACAAGUGUUAGAUUUAUUAUUAUUAUUAUUGUCAUCAGUGAAACGUAAUUGAUGUUAAUUAUUUAUUAAAUAUAUGCAACUUCAUAC
This is a messenger RNA of Carassius auratus (goldfish), 1989 nucleotides long. RefSeq names its product low density lipoprotein receptor adapter protein 1-B-like. The transcript is spliced from 10 exons. The record is from RefSeq and is a predicted model, not a curated record. Bases 232 to 1080 code for a protein of 282 amino acids. NCBI's taxonomy places the organism in Eukaryota, Metazoa, Chordata, Actinopteri, Cypriniformes, Cyprinidae.